Molecule: messenger RNA, 1574 nt
Organism: Morone saxatilis (striped sea-bass)
Lineage: Eukaryota; Metazoa; Chordata; Actinopteri; Moronidae
Gene: trim47
Product: tripartite motif containing 47
Exons: 8
Coding region: 67-1503 (478 amino acids)
Molecular function (GO): protein binding; zinc ion binding
Source: RefSeq, a predicted model, not a curated record
CUCCCACCUCCUCCUUCACUUCCUACAGCGGCAGUGUUGCUGCUGCCUUCGGAUUGUAAUUUAAACAUGGCUACUGCUGGAGCAGCUGGAGACGACCUGAAGAAAGAGCUCACGUGUGCAAUUUGUUUGGACUUCUUCAAAGACCCCGUCAUACUGAAAUGCGGGCAUAAUUUCUGUCGGUUUUGCAUCUGCAUGCACUGGGAUGAAAAUGGCGGAGACUACGGGUAUCAGUGCCCUCAAUGCCGAACGGUGUUCAACAAGCGGAGCUUCACCAAAAACUACCUGGUGCAGAACCUGGUGGCAAAACUGGACGACCUGGAGUGUCUGGGGUCUUGUCCUGCACAGUCUAAGCCCGUCAAAGUAGAUGGCAAGUGUGAACAACAUGGAGAAGAGCUGAAAUUGUACUGCCAAACUGAUAAGAGGCCCAUCUGUGUAGUCUGCAGGGAAUCUAGAGCGCACAGACACCAUGAGGUAGCACCAGUGCCAGAAGUUGUGAAUGACAUGAAGAUGGAGUUGAAAUUGAGAUUAAUGGAGCUCAACUGGCAGAAGUCUCAAUGUGUAAAAGUUAUAUCGUCUGAUGAGCGCACCAGAAACGAAGUCAGGUUGAAGAAGCAGAGACUCAAGGAGAAGAUUGAAGCAGAUGUUGGUGCCUUGGUCCAAUUCUUAUUAGAUGAAAGGGACUCCCUGCUUGAGUGCCUGGAUGCAGAGGAAGUGGCCACCAUGGCCGUCAUAGACGACAACUUGAAGAUUGUGGAGACGGAGGCGGCGGCUGUGGACAAAGCUAUAGCUAAUAUCCACAGCCACAUCAGUGGGAAAACUAGCUUUGAGAGCCUUUCUGACACAUUCAAUGAAGUCAUCCAUUGCAAGCCAUUCACAUCCCUCGAGACGGUUAAUUGUCAGACUGAAUUUACAGACUUCUCAGGGCCCUUCCAGCUUAUCAUGUGGAAGAAGAUGAUGCACGUGCUGCAUACCAUGCCUCAGAACCUCACCUUAGACCCAGACACAGCUCACCCAAACCUGCUCAUCUCAGACUUUGACACAAAAGUGGAGGAGGGCCGCGUUCGCAACCAGGAGCCAGACCUGCCAGCUCGCUUCACCCGGUUCUGCGGCGUCCUUGCCACAGCCCAGUACGCCAGCGGCCAGCACUACUGGGAGGUGGAUGUGAAGGACAAAGGUGUGUGGUACCUGGGAGUCACCACCGAGUGCAGCAACAGAAAGGGCUUCGUCAGCCUCACUCCCUCCGCAGGGUACUGGAGCCUGUGUCUGCAGGACCGGCUGUAUGCCAACGGAGAGGACGGGCGCAUCCCUGUCGCCGAUUACUGGAACUCUCCUCGGGUCGGCGUGUACCUGGACUACGACAAUGGGCGUCUUAGUUUCUAUGAUGCCGUCACAAUGAAGAGACUGUACAUGUUUGACACCUGCUUUGAAGAGCCUGUGUAUCCUUUCUUCAGCCCAGGAAAGAAUGACCCAGGCAGCAGGCUGCAGAUAUGCCACUAUUACUGAGAGAGCUGUGAUGAGUGUUUAAAUUUAGCUAUCUAAGCGUAAACUCGAGUGUGCCGGUGUUUUCAGAUUUG